AUGACUCCUUGUGAAUCCCACCCCCCGUCACCAAGUCCCGGCCCUGCGAAUGUCAAUUUGAACGCCGAUAUACCUGACGGGUUUAUUCUAUUCAGUAACGAGCUUCCCAGCGGCGAUGUCCAAGACGUGAUACGAAGACUGCAUAGAUAUGCCAUGUUACCUCGCUAUCCGCACCUUGCUCGGUUUCUGCAGAACUGUGCCCUGGUCCUUAGAACGGAGGUCCAGAAACUACCGCGGUCAUUGCGAGACUCUGUCCCGCCAUUUCACGAUGUUGUUACACUCGCCUCUCACUGGGAUGACUUCAAGAGCGGCUCCCUAAGUGGUGCUUGGGACGGCGCUUUCCUCUGCAUCUAUGAGAUAGCCAUGCUGAUUGGACACCAUGAGACACAUGAUCUCUCAUACCGCCGUCCGAAAUGUUUAGUAGGAAUCAGCGUCGGCCUAUUCUCAGCAGCGGCAGUGGCUGUUGCGGAGUCCCUGGCAGACCUCGUCUCAUAUGGAGCUGAAAGCCUACGCACCGCUUUUGCAUUUUGCGUUCAUGUACAGCGCGUUUCCUGGACACUUGAGACCACCGCGACGGAGCAAGCUACGUCGAUUAGCUGGGCUACUGUCGUGACAGGACUGCCAGCAGACACCAUUCAGGGAGAAUUGGUCAAUUUCAAUGGCUUGACAGAUUCAGGAGGGAGUGCGACAACUGCCAGGCCACUGACUGGGGUUAGUAUCAGUCACGUUGAUAAGAACUCGGUUGGAGUGACAGGCCCCCCCAGCCGCCUGAAGCAACUCUUCCGCCAGUCCGAGGUACUUCGUUCUUCAAGGCACUCGCCGUUGCCUAUCUCAGGGGGUCUCUGCCAUGCUCCAAAUGUGUACGACAGUGACGAUGUGCGCGCCAUCAUUGCCACAGCAGAGGUCUGGUGGAGAUGGGGCACCCGUGCCCUGCAGGUGCCAUUAAUAUCGCCAUUCACAGGCUCACCAUAUGUGUGCUCAGAUGCAUACCGCUUGAUAGAAGCCAUCUGCACCGAGGCCUUAACCAAGCCGCUGUGUUUCGACAAAGUCGCACAGGGAGUGGUGACCCAACUGAAUGGGCCGCCAUCAUGUCAGAUAUUGCAUUACGGCGCAUCCCCUAUGUCAGACACCAUCAUCGCCGCCAUCACCAACAAGCUCUCAGCCAGCGGUGCAAAACGUCAGUGUCUGGGUGACUGGGCUGUGGGCGACGCAUUCGACCAACUUCAGGAUAGCCCGAGUCCACCGCAGACCGCAAAGCUAGCUGUUGUUGGCAUGUCGUGCCGUAUGCCGGGGGGUGCAGAUACCCCUGAGCGAUUCUGGGAGCUGCUCGUGAACGGGAUUGAUACUCACACUACGGUCCCGCCCGACCGUUUUGAUCUGGAUGCUCACUAUGAUGGCAGCGGGGAAAAGGAGAAUACAGUCGGAACCCGCUUUGGCAACUUCAUAGACAACCCAGGCAAUUUUGACGCGGGAUUCUUCAACAUGUCCCCACGCGAGGCCGAGCAGACAGACCCAAUGCAGCGUCUCGCACUUGUUACAGCGUACGAGGCGCUCGAGAUGGCCGGCUUCGUUCCCAACCGCACGCCAUCCUCUCACGUAUCCCGGGUUGGAACGUAUUACGGCCAGGCUAGCGACGACUAUCGCGAGGUCAACGCAAGCCAGAAGAUUGGUACGUACGGCAUUCCUGGGACGGAAAGAGGAUUCGGUAACGGCCGUGUCAAUUACUUCUUUGAUUUCCAAGGGCCCAGUUUCAACCUUGACACCGCAUGCUCCAGCGGAUUGGCUGCAGUCCAGGCAGCUUGCUCAGCGCUGUGGGCUGGUGAGGCCGAUACUGUCGUUGCCGGAGGCUUGAACAUCAUUACAAACCCGGACAUCUACUGCAUGCUUAGCAAGGGCCACUUCCUGUCCAAGACCGGGCAGUGUAAAGUUUGGGAUAUUGAUGCCGACGGCUACUGCCGUGCGGACGGGGUGGGCUCUGUCGUGAUCAAACGACUCGAUGAUGCCCUGGCUGAUAACGACGUUAUUCUGGCGUCCAUCAUAGCUGGUGCAACAAACCAUUCAGCAGAGAGUAUCUCCAUUACCCAACCACAUGCCGCGGCCCAAAUGGAGAAUUAUCGCCAGGUGAUGAACAAGGCGGGGGUUAACCCUCUGGACGUUAGUUUCGUCGAGCUUCACGGCACAGGAACCCAGGUCGGGGACGCUGUUGAAUCCGAGUCUGUGCUUGACUUCUUCGCACCUCAAGGCCGCCGCUUGCACCCAGAUAAACGCCUCCAUCUGGGCGGAGUCAAGUCCAACAUUGGUCACGGCGAAGCCGCAGCAGGUAUUGCCUCACUCGUCAAGGUUCUGUUGAUGUACCGCCACAAUAUGAUUCCCCGUCACAUCGGCAUCAAAACGACCAUGAACCCCGUCGUGGCCCAAAACCUUGCCAACCGCAACGCCGGUAUAGCGUCCGAGAACCGCCCUUGGCUUCGGACGACGGCUUUCAAGAAGCGUUAUUCCGUUGUGAACAGCUUCGGUGCCCACGGCGGCAACACAACGUUACUGCUUGAAGAUGCCCCAGUCCAACCCAUUGAUCCAGACAAGAAGCAUUCGCGACAGCCUGCGGCGAGCAGCGAAGUGGUAUGCAUCUCAGCCAAGAGCAAAGCCUCACUUCGGGCCAAUGUCAGGGCUUUGCUAGGCUACCUGGAUACUCGUCAAGAGACGGAACUCCGAGACAUUGCCUACACAACAAGUGCUCGUCGAAUCCACCACCAUAUCCGCAUUGCCACCGCUGUGUCGAGCACUGCACAGCUGCGCAGAUUCCUGCAGGCGGCCGCUGACGAUGUCGAUGCACAUGCAAGACAUGUGGCAACAGGCACGAAGAAGACUGUGGUCUUUGCGUUCUCCGGCCAAGGCUGCCUGUAUCACGGCGCUGCGGCGCGGCUGUUCGAACGAGCCCCCUUGUUCCGCGACCAGGUCGUUCAGCUCGAUCGCAUCGUUCGGCGCCUGGGUUUCCCGGCGGUCCUAGACACCGUUGCCGGGGACAAUUCGAGGCUCGCGUCCGCCGGACAUCCGCAACGGGAAUCUAGCCCAAGUAUCCAGGCAAGCCAUGAUAGUGGCACAAGUGCAGCUACAAUCCCUACGCCACCGACAGUCGAGAGUCCACUGGUCACUCAGCUCGCCCUGGUGGUGAUCGAGAUUGCCUUGGCGCAGUAUUGGGAGCUGCUUGGGAUCAAGCCCAGCGUAGUGAUUGGCCACAGCCUCGGAGAAUAUGCUGCGUUGGUCUCGGCUGGCGUCCUGUCUGUGGCAGACGCUCUCUUCCUGGUGGGGAAGCGAGCCUCGCUCAUGUUGGCUGCCUGCGAGCCUGGGAGUCAUGCCAUGUUGUCUGUUCGGGGUGCCUCGGUCGAUCGUAUAGAGGAAUUGUGCCGAGCGCGCGAGAGCGAGUGUUGUUAUGAAGUCGCCUGUGUAAACGGGCUGACCGAUGUUGUGGUCACCGGGCUGCGAGAUGACAUGGCCUCUCUCCGCGACAUGCUGCAUGGUGCAGGACUGAAAUGCGUCCUCCUUGAUAUGCCCUUCGCGUUCCACAGCAGACAAAUGUCGCCCAUCCUAGAGGACUUUGAGAAUGCCGCUCAGCACGUUACAUUCAAGAUCCCCCAGAUCCCCGUCAUCUCUCCCCUCCUUGGAGAGUGCGUUUUGGGAAAGGACGUUAUCGAUGGAAGGUAUUUGGCUCGUGCAACACGCGAGCCUGUGGAUUUUGUCACUGCCCUCGACGCCGCUAGGUCAGAGGGCGUGGUUGAUGACAAGACUGCCUGGAUCGAUAUCGGUCCUCACCCGGUUUGUACCUCCUUCACGAGCAAUCAUUAUGGCCAAGAGGCAACACAAACCUUUGCCUCACACCGCCGUGGUGACGAGACGCUCUCCACAUUCACAGCGAGCCUUGCGGCACUACACUGUCUGGGUCUCCCCGUUGCGUGGAAUGAGUAUUAUGAUCUCAGGGAGAGUCCAGCUCGCUUGCUUCACCUGGAUUCGUAUCAAUGGAACUGUAAGAAUUACUGGAUUCCAUACGACGGCUCGUGGACACUCGACAAGGCUCAUGCGGGACAGACCAGAAGGAAUAACAGUCCAGCCGUCGUUAAUCAUUUCCACACCUCCUCGGUGCAACAAAUCAUCUCCGAAGAAUACAGUGAGUGCAUAGGGCAGAUCAAGGCGCUCUCCGACCUGCACCACCCCGACAUGCGGGGGGCAGCCGAUGGACAUCAGCUGAAUGGGAGAAGUGUUGUGACUGGAAGCAUUUGGGCAGAUAUCGCCCUGACGGUUGGGGAGUAUCUGUACAAAAAAAUGGUACCAGACGGCAAGGAAUUGCAUAUGGAUGUGAAAGACAUGAAAGUUUUCGAAGCCCAGGUGCUGCACCCAGGGGCUUCCCGAGCAUCGACCCCCGAACAAUUCAUCCAAAUCGAGGGGGUCUGCGAUCUGUCGCGAAACCAAACAGCAAUACGUCUAUACGCAGCAAACAAGGACGGAACUCGUAAUACCGACAAGGCGUUUGCCACAGCAACGGUCUGCUAUGAAGAGGUCCAGGACUGGCAAGAACACUGGCACAUGGCUUCACAUCUGGUUGCUGCGCGAGCCAACUCGCUCUGGGAGAUGGCUGCAGGCGGCACCAACAGUGUAAGCCACUUUUCCCAGAGCAUCGCGUACCAGAUCUUCGCAAACGUAGUUGACUACGGCGCGCGAUACCGCGGGAUGCAGCGCGUCGCACUCUGCGAGGACACCCUGGAAGCAACAGCCGACAUCGUCCUCGACAAUGACCGGCAUGGCACCUGGCACACGCCCCCCCACUGGAUUGACAGUGCGUUCCAGCUGGCCGGUUUCGUCAUGAACGCUUUUGGUGUUCAGGGCGACGGCAACACCGCUGGAUCGGCUCGCGACUUCUUCUACAUCACGCCGGGAUGGCGCCAUUUGCGGCUGCUGGAGCGUCUGGAGCCUGGCCCUGAUGCCACAUACCGCAGCUUUGUCCGGAUGCUCCCAACCAGCGGAGAGCCCGGUGCAUAUGUGGGGGACAUCUAUCUGCACCGCGGGCAGACUCUCGUCGGGAUAUGCGCAGGCAUCAAGUUCAAAGCUGUUCCCCGCGCUCUGCUGCCGGUCAUGUUCCCGCGGAUUCAGGCUAACAGGAAGCGAAGCCAACCUGCUGAGAAUCUUUCAGCCAAAGGGAAAGGCAGUAGCGAGUACUGUCGAACAGAGCCCCCUGCACCCCCGGCCGCUGAUUUCCCAAAGCCCGAGAGGUUGACGGCGUCCGUCGUUGAACUAGCCACCUUGCAAAGCCAAUCCCAGGUCCGUGGCAUUGACAUCUCGCAGAAGACGCAAUCUUCAGCACCGGUGGCGGCAGCCACACAGCAACCCCGACAUGUAGAGCGUAGACAAGAUGCAAUUCAAAGCCAUAGUCCGCAGGCGGCCGCGUGCCUUGCGCUAAUUUCGGACGAAACAGGGUUGGAUCUGGAGGAUUUGACCGGCCAGGCUGCAUUUGCUGAUUUAGGUGUGGACUCUUUGAUGUCGCUGGCGCUGUCGGCCAAGAUACGCGCAGAACUAGGGAUUGAUGUUCAGGCGUCCAUUUUCCUGGAAUAUCCCACUGUGCAGGAGUUGGUGACGUGGCUGAGCAGGUGA
Messenger RNA from Aspergillus mulundensis, 5640 nucleotides. Its product is annotated as type I polyketide synthase. The transcript is spliced from 6 exons. Lineage: Eukaryota; Fungi; Ascomycota; Eurotiomycetes; Eurotiales; Aspergillaceae. Gene Ontology annotation, molecular function: 3-oxoacyl-[acyl-carrier-protein] synthase activity; fatty acid synthase activity; phosphopantetheine binding. The record is from RefSeq and is a predicted model, not a curated record. Gene Ontology annotation, biological process: fatty acid biosynthetic process; secondary metabolite biosynthetic process. Bases 1 to 5640 code for a protein of 1879 amino acids.